AUGUUGAGUCUCACACCGCGAUGGUUUAAGUUGGAUACCGAAAAUAUUGCCGACAGAUUCAGAGGCCUGCGUCCUGUUACGGCUCCUUUUUUGUCCAAUUAUGAGUUUUUGCUCCUCAUUGACCAGCACGCAGUACACGAACGAAUUCGCAUGGAACGAAUACUGAAUGGUAUCGUAUCAUCGUUAUCGUUUGUGUAUGGUAAUUUCCGGCUAUUAAAAUUAAAUUCCAAGAUUGUACGCUCUGUUCUCAUUAUGCCUCAUCUCAGACUGGAAUUGGCGAUGGCCACGUUAGCGGGUAUUGCAAAGUACACCGAUGCCUUCGCCAGAGUAGGACUUCGCUUUAUCAUUCAAAAUCCGGCCGAUGAAGUGGUGAUUGUCACCCAUGUGCCGGCGCUGUUAGUGGAGAAGCACAGAGUGUCCAGUUAUCGGGAUGCACUGCGACUAGAUGUUCAAGUUCUGAUCGAUGAGGCUUUAGAAAUUUUUUGCAAUGCUUCGCCAUUAGCCUUUAUAAUCCCGUCGGUGAUGUACAACUGGAUUGCUACGGCCGCAUGUAGAGGUGCCGUUAUGUUUGGUGAUGCUGUCUUUUGCAUGUAA
This is a messenger RNA of Paramacrobiotus metropolitanus, 594 nucleotides long. RefSeq names its product DNA mismatch repair protein Mlh3-like. Gene Ontology annotation, biological process: mismatch repair. The coding region runs from base 1 to 594 and encodes 197 amino acids. The transcript is spliced from 6 exons. Gene Ontology annotation, molecular function: ATP binding. The record is from RefSeq and is a predicted model, not a curated record. Lineage: Eukaryota; Metazoa; Tardigrada; Eutardigrada; Parachela; Macrobiotidae.